Molecule: messenger RNA, 2360 nt
Organism: Oenanthe melanoleuca
Lineage: Eukaryota; Metazoa; Chordata; Aves; Passeriformes; Muscicapidae
Gene: ATP6V0D1
Product: ATPase H+ transporting V0 subunit d1
Exons: 8
Coding region: 94-1149 (351 amino acids)
Biological process (GO): proton transmembrane transport; vacuolar acidification; vacuolar transport
Cellular component (GO): lysosomal membrane; proton-transporting V-type ATPase, V0 domain; vacuolar proton-transporting V-type ATPase complex
Molecular function (GO): proton-transporting ATPase activity, rotational mechanism
Source: RefSeq, a predicted model, not a curated record
GCAGUGGCUGCCGGGAAGGGGCCGCGGCCACGUGACCCGCCGCCAGUCACGUGAGGCGGCGGGCGGUAGCGCUGCCGUCUCGUCGCUGCCGCCAUGUCGUGUUUCCCGGAGCUCUAUUUUAACGUGGAUAACGGGUACCUGGAAGGGCUGGUGCGCGGCUUUAAAGCGGGGGUGCUCCGGCAAGGCGACUACGUGAACCUGGUGCAGUGCGAGAGCCUGGAGGACUUGAAACUGCACCUCCAGAGCACAGACUACGGCAACUUCCUGGCCAAUGAAGCCUCCCCGCUCACCGUGUCCGUCAUUGAUGACAAGCUGAAGGAGAAGAUGGUGGUGGAGUUCCGGCACAUGAGGAACCACGCCUAUGAGCCCCUGGCAAGUUUUCUGGACUUUAUCACGUACAGCUACAUGAUUGACAAUGUCAUUCUGCUGAUCACUGGGACUCUGCACCAGCGUUCCAUCUCCGAACUGGUGCCUAAGUGCCAUCCUCUGGGAAGUUUCGAACAGAUGGAAGCUGUGAACAUUGCUCAGACACCUGCAGAGCUCUACAAUGCAAUCUUGGUGGACACUCCCCUGGCUGCUUUCUUCCAAGACUGCAUAUCUGAACAGGAUCUGGAUGAAAUGAAUAUCGAAAUAAUUCGAAACACCCUGUAUAAGGCUUACCUGGAGUCCUUCUACAAGUUCUGCAAGACGCUGGGAGGUACCACGGCAGAUGCCAUGUGCCCAAUCCUGGAGUUUGAAGCUGACCGGAGGGCCUUCAUUAUCACCAUCAACUCAUUUGGUACUGAGCUGUCCAAGGAGGACCGAGCCAAGCUGUUCCCACACUGUGGCAAGCUCUACCCCGAGGGCCUGGCUCAGCUGGCCAGGGCAGAUGACUACGAGCAAGUCAAAAAUGUUGCUGACUACUACCCUGAGUACAAGCUGCUAUUUGAAGGGGCUGGCAGCAACCCUGGAGACAAAACCCUUGAAGACAGGUUCUUUGAGCACGAGGUAAAGCUGAACAAGCUGGCCUUCCUCAACCAGUUCCACUUUGGAGUCUUCUACGCCUUUGUGAAGCUGAAGGAGCAGGAGUGCCGCAACAUUGUGUGGAUCGCAGAGUGCAUCGCCCAGCGGCACCGAACCAAGAUCGACAACUACAUUCCCAUCUUCUAACUCUGCUCUGCUCCUGUCCAACACUCCCACCCCUGGAGUCUGGAGGGACCCCUAACUCCCUGAGUUGUUCCUUGCCCAGACUCCAGGGAUGUCCCAUCUUUGGAACUGGAUCGAAUGAGGAAACUGUACAGUUGCUAGUUAAAUUAUUCACAAGCUGGAGUUGUGUGUACUGUGAGACAUCCAGAGGGACCAGUGGUCCAGGCUUAGCCCUGUGCAGCAGGAGGGCCUCCUGUUGUGUAUGCAGUAGUCCCAGUGUUCCUGUACUGUUGCUGUGUACGCUUAUGCUCAUAGAGCUGCAGGGGGCUGCCUCUGGAGGGGGUCCCACUGCUGCAGAGGAAUGGGUCUAGUCUGCCAUGGCUGGGGGGCCCUCUGUCAGUGCUCUGCACGUCUCCUACUCAGUGUUGUUCCUGUGAGAAUGUGGUAGUUAGAAUGUGGUUUGUAGCGUAGCCAAUGCUGCUGUGCAAUCCCUGCAUCCCCUUGUAGUGAGUGAACCCUGACCUGGGAGAGACCAAGUAACCCUGGCCAGGACUGGAAUGGAGCCUGUGGGAAUGAGAGGGCAGAGCCAGAGUGCUUGUGGAGCACAGUCCUCCCACUCUGGCAGUGUUUGCACUCAUACAGCCUCUCUGUGUCUGCAGAAGCAGCUCUCAUCAGUCUCCCUGCUGCCGUGGACAGGGCUCCAUAAGCUGGCUGAGCUCCUUCCUCAGACCUGUGGAGACCCACAGCUUGCAGUUUACUGUCACAACCAUGCAAGAGCUGGGGCUCCUCUGGGCUCUGUGGAUGGUUAUGCACCCCUGUACCCCUACAGGGUAGACAUCCAGGCUUCUCCCUUGCAGAGGGUGGGUUGGCACUGCCAUGGAGCUCUAUUGCACAGCUGGCCUGGGGACAGAGGAGCCUUAGUCACCCUGGUGGGGGCAGGGAUGUCCCAGACCCCGCCCAUAUGUGGUCUGGGGUAGGAGCCAAGCCCUGGGCAUGGUGUGGCAGCCCUGCUCUUUGCUGCUCUGUACUGGCUAGUUCCUACUUGCACUUGAGUUCUGGGAGAUGUGCAAUGGCAGCAGACAAGCCUUGCUGGAGGGAAACAUGCUGGAUGCUGCUGGGAGGAAGGAUCAAUGGAGAGUGGCUCUGUCCCAGCUUGUGCUGUGGUCAACUCUGCAGUUUGUUUUCCUGUGAUCCCCUCCUCUCUACACCAAUAAAUAUCUGCCUACUGCACUGUA